Messenger RNA from Mercenaria mercenaria, 3963 nucleotides. RefSeq names its product neprilysin-like. Gene Ontology annotation, molecular function: metalloendopeptidase activity. The transcript is spliced from 24 exons. The record is from RefSeq and is a predicted model, not a curated record. Lineage: Eukaryota; Metazoa; Mollusca; Bivalvia; Venerida; Veneridae. Gene Ontology annotation, biological process: protein processing. Bases 384 to 2765 code for a protein of 793 amino acids. Gene Ontology annotation, cellular component: plasma membrane.
AUUAACUGUAUGAUAUUUCUAUAUUUAUUCGGUUUAGUGCGCGAGUGUACCGUGUGUUCAGGGAAAAUUACGCACAUUUUCCAUUUCUUUCAUCUCUUUUAUAUAUUUUAACUUAAUAAUACAUUGUAACACUUUCCAUGGGGGUAAUGCAAAGGAAUUAAGUUUUGGCAGCUGAAUAGUCACCCAAUACUAAAUAUCUAUUUUUCCAAGUUUUGAAUCUAUCUAAUAGAUUAUUUGCAUAUACAGAGUAAGAUUGUGGCUGUUAGGUGAAAUGUCUGCAACGUUUGAUAAUUAAAGAGUUUGACAAAAAUAUAGGGCUGAAUAAAACAAAAGAAUCUCAAGCGCAGCUAAGAUUUUGAAGGGUAGUUGUUAGUAAGUGAACAAUGUCUGCGGUGCAUAGCAACAAAGAAUGCGAUAAAGGUAAUAUUGAGAAUGGGAACAGUAGAUUGGACUUAGCGAAAGACACUCGGGUACAGCUAAGUUUCAACAAGGAAGGACAAGGGAAAGGAAGAACAACACGCGAAACCGGACUAAUUAUUUUCGUUUUCAUCUGCUUGCUGGCUGUGAUAGGGUUAGUAAUUGCAGUUGUGCUUACAAAGAUGGAUACUGAGGACGCCAAACCAGUCGAUGACACUACAACACUACCUAAGGGUGAUACCACACCUUAUACACCGGAAAUAUGUUUGACACAUGCUUGUGUGCAAGCAAGUUCAAGAAUUUUGCAGAAUAUGGACUUGGCAGUGGAUCCGUGUGAAGAUUUCUACAUGUACUCGUGCGGCGGGUGGAAGAAGAAAACUGUUAUUCCGCAAGACAGAUCUCAAUAUCGUGUGGUUAGUGAGCUCGCAGACACUAUCAGUAUCAUAAAUAAAAACCUGCUUGAAGAAGAUAAUACAUCAUACAAAAAUAUAUCAGCCAUAUCAAAAGCGAAGGACAUGUAUGCAUCUUGUAUUGAUUUAGAAGAAAUCGAACAGGAAGGCUCUACUGCCGCUAUACCUUUGUUAAGUGAACUAGGCGGUUGGCCAGUUCUUGGAACUAAUCCCGGUGGCAAUUGGUCGCCUAACAAUUUUAGUCUUUCUCAACUGUUGAUCUCGCUUAUACAAUACAACAACAAGCCUCUUAUCCAUUUACAUGUAUUCGCCGAUGUUAAAGAUUCAGAAAAGUAUAUCAUUUACAUGGAUCAGCCAGAGUUUGGUCUCCCGGGAAGACUUUAUUACUUAUUGGAUUUCUUAUUGCCCGUGCGUGAGGCAUACAUUACCCUGGCGGUAUCUGUCGCAAAAUUAUUUGGAGCUGAUAGUGAUGUUGCAGAUAAAGAAAUGAGAGAAGUUCUGGACCUGGAAAUAGAUAUAGCAAACAUCAGCAUUAGAGCGGAAGAUAGGCGUGACAACGAAGCUGUGUACAAUAAAAUGACAAUAUCGGAGCUUAAGCAGAACAUCACAGAACCAGGAUCCACCGACACAAUACAGUUUGAUUGGUUAGAGUACAUAAGUGGUGUCUUCGAUUUGGAGAACGUGAAGAUACAAGUGAACGAAAGUGAACCAGUCGUUGUUGAAGCUAUACCGUACUUUGAGAAACUGUUCAGUGUGCUUCAGAAACAUGGAAAACGCGUAGUUGCCAACUAUUUGGUGUGGUUCAUCAUUAAGCAUCGAGCGAGUAACCUUGACAGUAGGUUUAAAGAUCUCAUAACGGAAUACAACAAGGUUUUGUAUGGGACAGCAUCGUCUAGUGAAAGAUGGAAAGAGUGUGUGUCCUAUACUGAAGCUCAUUUCGGCAUGGCAGUCGGUCACAUGUUUGUAAAGGAGAAUUUUGACGAAUCUUCAAAAACAACGGUGCAUUCUAUGAUCGGCAACAUUAGAAACGCAUUUAAUGAACUGUUGGAUGAGCUUGACUGGAUGGAUGAAACAACAAAAGAACUAGCAAGAGAAAAGGCAAACGCGAUUAAGGAAUGGAUUGGUUAUCCAGAUAAAAUCUUGAUUGUGGAAAAGCUCAACAAGCUGUAUGAAAAUGCUACUAUAAAAAAGCACGAGUAUUUCCAGAAUAUUCUCAGCAAUUUGAAAAAACAUAUGUCCGGGCAAUUUCGAAAGUUGAGACAAAAGUACGACAAAAACGAUUGGACUGAUGCUCCAUCCCAAGUUAACGCAUUAUACAAUAGAGUCCUGAAUAACAUACAGUUCCCAGCUGGAAUAUUGCAGUCUCCAUUUUAUAACAAGGAUCAACCAAAUUCAAUGAAUUACGGUGGAAUUGGCACUAUAAUAGCGCAUGAAAUCACGCACGGAUUUGAUGACCAAGGGAGACAGUUUGACAAAAACGGCAACCUUGAGCAGUGGUGGAAUACUUCAAUCAUUACCAACUUCAAGGAAAAGGCACAGUGUUUUAUUGAUCAAUACAGCCGGUUCGUAGCACCGGAAGCAAAUCUAACCGUUAACGGCAUUAACACACAAGCAGAAAAUAUAGCAGAUAAUGGAGGAGUCAAACAAAGUUUUCGGGCAUACAGAAAAUGGGUGGAGGAAGGACGACAAAAUAUCGAGGAGCCAAUGUUGCCGGGAUUAAAUUUUACACAUAACCAACUAUUCUUUAUAAGCUUUGCUCAGAUCUGGUGUGAUAACUCCCGUAAAGAAGCUCUUGUCAAUCUCAUUAAGACUGGUGUACACAGCCCGGAACAGUUUAGGGUUAUUGGAACCUUGCAAAAUUUUCGAGAGUUUUCGGAUGCUUUCGGCUGUAAAAAGAACAGUGCAAUGAAUCCUGGAGAUAAAUGUUAUGUAUGGUAGUACACAACAAACAAGGGAUUGAUAAAAUUAUCUAGGAAAAUUCUCAACAAAAUCACGAACAACGCUUGACAUUUCGUUAUGCAUGGUUGAAUGAAUCUUUUGUUCAUCUGCUACAUAAUCUGCAUACAUAUUUUGUUCACGAGAUGGACCGCCGACUGGUUCUAUAUUUUCAUCUUGUAUCUGCCGCAGUAUCUUUUUUUGUUACAGACCUUCUUUGCGAUGUAUGUCUCUCUGGCCGUUUUUAGGGUACUAUGUGCCUCUGGAAAAUCUAUCCUUUGCCAUUUUGAUAGUAUUUCUGUUGUCAGUAUACACAUGGGUGUUUUACAAUGUGUGUAACACCUUUUAUAAAUAUGACCAUUGUGUUAUAUAGCGGGAAAGUAUGGACGGAAUACCUUUUUGGUAUAACGUAGUUCAUGUAAAAUUACAACUGGAAAAUCUCAACCGGUUUUACCAUUUAUAUGAAUCCCCAGGAAUUUGUUAAUAACAAGGUCGUCGUCUAGGCUACGACAUUAUCAAUAAUGACAUCGCUUUUGUAAAUAAAAAUACUGUCACAUUGUAGUUUGUAUCAUUAACAAAAAAAAAAAAAAAAAAAAAAAAACAUUAAAUAAACACAUAAAUUCCGAAGUUUGUAGCUAUGCAAAUACUACAUAUUAAACAGUUAAUACUAUUUAGCUUUCAUAGACGGUUUACCCUGGUUCGUAGACUGAUGGUUUCACCCAUAUAUUAUUAUUUAUAUAUUAUCUAUACAUACCCAAAUGCAUUUUUGUCUAUCUGUUUUAUUCAUUUGGCACAUUUUGAAAUAAUGUUACACGCAUGUCGCAUUUUAAUAUUUUAGGUAACUGUUUAAAUUUUACAGUUAUGCUUGCAUAUCAUUUUUAGAAAUAAUCAAAAUAAGUAAAAAGGCACACUAACUUUAAUAUAACUUUGAAAAGGAUGUCUAUUGAUAUAUAUCAUAUACAGGUAAAAUGUUACUAAUUUAAAAGUAACAAACAAAGAUUUUACUAAAGCAUUAUACAACAACCUUCAAGAGUUAGGUUGUAUAAUUAUACAGGAGCAAGAGAGAAAAUUUAAAAGAAAUACUUUUUUUACCUACUCUCAUUUAAAUUUGUCUUAGGAUGAUAGCAUCAUUGCUGCUGCUGUUUUAAUAAUGAAUUUCAUGUGUUUUAUAUCACUUCUUUACAUUAAACAUAAUAUCAAU